Messenger RNA from Doryrhamphus excisus (bluestripe pipefish), 2406 nucleotides. RefSeq names its product cleavage and polyadenylation specific factor 3 (gene cpsf3). Gene Ontology annotation, biological process: mRNA 3'-end processing by stem-loop binding and cleavage. The record is from RefSeq and is a predicted model, not a curated record. NCBI's taxonomy places the organism in Eukaryota, Metazoa, Chordata, Actinopteri, Syngnathiformes, Syngnathidae. Gene Ontology annotation, molecular function: 5'-3' RNA exonuclease activity; RNA endonuclease activity; RNA binding. Gene Ontology annotation, cellular component: mRNA cleavage and polyadenylation specificity factor complex.
AACUUAAUUUGCUCGUCUUUGUCUUUGUAUAAAAGACGAGUUAAAAACAACACCGUCGAUCGAGAGCGAUACAAAUCAUUGCCAGGCACAUGUAGGAAGCUAUUAUGUCCACAAGGUGGCGGUAAGAGGACGCUGUGAACGGGAAGUCCCGCCCAAGACAAAAGAAGAAGAAAAACAUCAGCGAUAGCGCUGAGCUAAACUUGUGGCGGAAUCACACUUGGUCUUGAAUUCAUGUUGUUUUUCAUCAGUUUUUAGCAUUUAGAGAGUUAAAGAUGACAACUCAACGCAAACCAGAGACAACAGUCCCCGCGGAGGAAAGCGAUCAGCUUCUCAUUCGUCCUCUUGGGGCAGGUCAAGAGGUGGGAAGGUCCUGCAUCAUCCUGGAGUUUAAAGGAAGAAAGAUCAUGCUGGACUGUGGGAUCCACCCGGGCCUGGAGGGCAUGGACGCGCUGCCUUACAUCGACCUGAUCGACCCGGCCGAGGUGGACCUGCUGCUCAUCAGCCACUUCCACCUGGACCACUGUGGAGCUCUGCCCUGGUUCCUGCAGAAGACCAGCUUCAAGGGGCGAACCUUCAUGACGCACGCCACCAAGGCCAUCUACCGCUGGCUGCUGUCAGACUACGUCAAAGUCAGCAACAUCUCAGCAGAUGACAUGUUGUACACGGAGACAGACCUGGAGGAGAGCAUGGACAAGAUCGAGACCAUCAACUUCCACGAGGUGAAGGAAGUGGCUGGCAUUAAGUUCUGGUGUUACCAUGCUGGGCAUGUGCUGGGCGCCGCCAUGUUCAUGAUCGAGAUUGCAGGCGUCAAGUUGCUGUACACAGGAGACUUCUCACGUCAGGAGGACAGACACUUGAUGGCGGCGGAGAUCCCCAGCGUGAAACCCGACAUACUCAUCACGGAGUCCACUUACGGGACGCACAUCCACGAGAAGAGAGAGGAGCGCGAGGCACGUUUCUGCAACACCGUGCAUGACAUUGUGAACAGGGAAGGUCGUUGUCUGAUUCCUGUCUUUGCGCUGGGACGAGCUCAGGAGCUUCUGCUCAUCCUGGACGAGUACUGGCAGAACCACCCAGAGCUCCAUGACAUUCCCAUCUACUACGCCUCGUCUCUGGCUCGGAAGUGCAUGGCCGUCUACCAGACGUACAUCAACGCCAUGAACGACAAGAUCCGCAAAGCCAUCAACGUUAACAACCCCUUUGUUUUCAAGCACAUCAGCAACCUGAAGAGCAUGGACCAUUUUGACGACAUCGGUCCCAGCGUGGUGAUGGCGUCUCCUGGAAUGAUGCAAAGCGGUCUGUCCAGAGAGUUGUUCGAGAGCUGGUGCACGGAUAAGCGGAACGGCGUCAUCAUCGCCGGUUACUGCGUGGAGGGAACGCUGGCCAAGCACAUCAUGACGGAGCCCGAGGAGAUCAACACCAUGUCGGGGCAGAAGCUUCCACUCAAGAUGUCCGUGGAUUACAUCUCCUUUUCGGCGCACACAGACUACCAACAGACCAGCGAGUUCAUCCGAGCGCUCAAGCCUCCGCAUGUGAUCCUAGUCCACGGCGAGCAGAACGAGAUGGCACGCCUGAAAGCGGCACUGAUUCGGGAGUAUGAAGACAACGAUGAAGUCCACAUUGAGGUCCACAACCCCAGGAACACCGAGGCCGUCACACUGAAUUUCAGAGGAGAAAAACUGGCUAAGGUGAUGGGCUCUCUGGCGGACAAGAAGUGUGCUCAGGGUCAGCGCGUGUCUGGCAUCCUGGUCAAGAGGAACUUCAACUAUCACAUCCUCACACCCACUGACCUCUCAGAGUACACAGACUUGAACGUUGGUACCGUGACACAAACACAAGCCAUCCCCUACACUGGACCCAUCUCGCUGCUGGUAACACAACUCCGAUGCCUUGCUGGUGAUGUGGAACAACUGGAGACUGCAGAGAAGAUGACCUUCAAGAUCUUCAAGAACAUCACCAUGGUCCACGAAGGCGGCAUGGUUCUGCUGGAGUGGCUCGCCAACCCGCUGAAUGACAUGUAUGCCGACGUGGUGACCACGGUGGUGCUGGAGGUCCAGUCCAACCCCAACGCUCAGAAAAUUCUGGAAGCUCGGCCGGAAACCUUCGACCAGGAAGUCUUCAUUGAGAGGCUGGAACUCAUGCUGCAUGACAUGUUCGGAGACGAUUGUGUACAUUUCAAAGACGACAAACAUGUAACGGUCAACGUGGACGGCGUGUCGGCGAUCGUGGACCCGGAGAGAAGAGUCGUGACGUGCGGCGAGGACGAGUCUCUGAGGGAGAUGUUGGAAGUCGCCAUGCAUCGGCUCUAUGAUGCCCUUUGCCCCCCCCUCUGAGAGACCACGCCCACCCUGUGAUAUGUCUUUUUUCAUGUUUAUUUUUGUUGAUUAAAGGAAACGUUUGCUUUGA